GAGGGUGUAGGGGUUUGGAUACAGCACAGAAACACCCUUGCACGCGCUCACUCAUUCACUCAGUUAGCCAACCACUCAGACAAAGAGGAGCAGCAUCCUGCAGGAGGACAGCACGCUCCCGGGGGAUGGGGCAUCAUACCCCUGCAUCGCGUUGGGGGUGUCGGAGGAGGCACAGGAGAGCCAUUCAGAAGAGCCGGGGGUCAAAGGUGAGAAGAGCAGAGGGCACCAUGGAGAGUGAGCCGGGGGCCCCUGCUUCCACUGCCAGCAGUGCUGGGACCACCACCACCACCUCCUCCUCCUCCUCCUCCACCACCACCAGCUCCUCCGGCACCACAGCUGUCAGCAGCAGUAGUACCUCUAACACUACUACUGCUGCUACUACUUCCACCACCUCCACUAGCAGUAGUAAUAGUAGUAGCAGCAAUAGUAGUAACACUAGUAGUAGUGCCAGUAGUACUACUGCAACAGGAAGACAGGCAGUGCCUCAGAUAUCUGUUUACAGUGGGAUACCUGACCGGCAAACGGUGCAGGUAUUUCAGCAGGCGUUACACAGACAGCCUAACACAGCAGCACAGUACCUGCAGCAGAUGUAUGCUGCUCAGCAGCAGCAUCUGAUGUUACAAACUGCAGCCCUCCAGCAGCAGCACAGUCUCAGCACAGCUCAGCUCCAGAGCCUGGCUGCUGUACAGCAGGCCAGUAUUGCUGCUGGACGACAAAGCUCUUCACAAAAUGGCACUUCAUCUCAGCAAACAGGAUCUACUCAGGCUACGAUUAAUCUGACCACCUCUCCAGCAGCAGCUCAGCUGAUCAGCCGGGCCCAGAGCAUCAGUUCCACCCCCACAAGUAUUUCCCAGCAGGCUGUUCUACUGGGUAGCCCAUCCAACCCCACUCUCACAGCCAGCCAGGCACAGAUGUACCUGCGUGCACAGAUGGCACAGCAAAGUAACCUGGUGCAGGUGGCCAGGAGCCUGGGUCGGGCUGUUCCUCUGUCCCCACAGCUCAUCUUCACUCCAGCCGCCACAGUGACAGCUGUCCAAUCAGAGAGCUCUACGCAGGCCUCUUCACAGAAUCAGGUCCAGAAUCUGGCUAUCCGCGGCCAGCAGGGGGCAACCACGUCCUCCUCACAGACUCAGACCCUGCAGGCUCUCAGUCUGAAGCAGAACCCCGUGCCCAUUCAGCCUGCCUCACUGAUUAAGAAUCCCAGCCAGGGGACCCAGGGCACCACAGUGGGGAAGGCCAGCUCCUCCGAAAGCACCUCUGAAGGAGGGAAGAAAGGGGACAGUGCAGCAGUCACAGAAGUCCGAGCUAUAAACAUGAGCCGCAGUGUUACAGCUGUCAGUGCUCAGCCUCUGAUUGCUCCAGCGUACGCGCAGAUUCAGCCUCAUUCAUUGGUUCAGCAGCACAAGCAACAGCAGUUUGUGGUCCAGCAGAGCCAAGGUUCCCAAAGGACAACGGGCCAGUUGCUGCAGACGGCCUCCAUUCAGCCAUCACAGCACCCUGUCCCUGUGCUGCCCAAACCUGGUCCACACCAGCCCCACACACCCAGCCAGCAGGCCACUAUCUUCCACUCCACCAUCAGCCCUCACGCCCUGCACUCCUCCCUCAACCAUGCCAAAGCUCAGCCUGUCCAGCUCACUGCCAUCAACCUACAAAUACAGCCAACGGCCUCUCGAAUGAUUCAAGACAAUAAAGAUAAGCCAACUUCACUCGUGGUCAGAGAGACGUGCCAGACUCCCUCCACACAGCAGCAGCAGCAGCAACAACAGCAGCAGCAGCAGCAGCAACAACAGCAACAGCAACCCGUACCUUCUCCAUCACAACCCUCCAAGCCUGUAGAGCAGCCCAAGGUCGACCCAGCCACACCAGCUGUUCAGCCACAAGGGGGCUCAGCCAAGAGGCCAAGUGCGGCACAGGGGACCCCACCUCCAGCCAUGACCUCAGGAAAUGAGAGUGAGGCACCCACCGUGACGGGCAGCACGCCGCAGAACGGUGAGAACAAACCGCCUCAGGCCAUCGUCAAGCCCCAGGUCCUCACACAUGUCAUCGAAGGCUUUGUCAUCCAGGAGGGCGCUGAGCCGUUCCCUGUGUGUGUGGAGCGUCUGCCCAUUCUCAUCGACAGCCCAAAGAAGCUGGAUCAUCAGCUCUCCUCAGACCCUGACAAAACGCCGGUCAGCAAUGCAGCAAACACUGACUCUGAGCCCGAGGACAUAAGCCAGCCAGAAAAAGAAGAACCCAAGCUGACGUGUGAAUACUGUGGCUGGGUCGACUUUGCCUACACGUUCAAGGGCACUAAAAGAUUCUGCUCAAUGGUUUGUGCAAAGCGGUACAACGUGGGCUGUACGAAGCGGAUAGGACUCUUUCGCCCAGAGAGGAACAAACCGGCAAGUCGCUGGCGUCGAAAAUCUCAGGGCCGCUCGAAUAUAGAGGCGAAAAAGCAGAAGCUGUCCCCUUCACCACAGCAGACUCAGGGCGGUUCAGUAUCGUCGCCACAUCCCUCACAGCCCAGUCAGGAGGAGUCCAGCCCCUGCUCAGACAUGUCCAGCUAUGAGGAGCCACCAUCUCCCCUGUCAGCAGCCAGUUCAGGACCCCUGGCUCCUGCUCCAGCUCCAGCUCAGGUUCCUGUCCACCGGCAGCCGAGCAGAGCCUCAGACCAGGAGAGCUGCGGUGGAAGAGACGCACCGUCACUCUGUCAGCGCUUCUUACCCAACGACCCCACCAAGUGGAACGUGGAAGAAGUUUAUGAGUUCAUCCGUUCGCUGCCAGGCUGUCAGGAGAUAGCAGACGAGUUUCGCUCUCAGGAGAUCGAUGGACAGGCCUUGCUCCUGUUAAAGGAGGACCACCUGAUGAGCACCAUGAACAUUAAGCUGGGACCUGCACUCAAGAUCUUUGCACGCAUCAACAUGCUCAAAGACUCUUAGCAGGAAAGCGUGUGUGUGUGUGUGUGUGUGUGUGUGUGUGCGCGCGUGUGUGCAAGUGUGUGUAGAACAUAGCACUGACAGCACAGGGCACUGACUGCACUAUGACCCAACCUUAUCCGCACUACUGGACCAGUUCCUUUGAUACAAAAUUUCUCUCAAACUUGUCUUAACCCUAUAAACACGUCAUACUUGCCUGCAUCAGUUGAGUCACUAUGUGACCAGUCAUAUACUACCAGUCAGAAAUUUGGACACACCUUCUCAUUCAAUGCUUUUUAUUUAAUUAUUUUCUACAUUGUAGAUUAAUACUGAAAACAUCAAAACUAUAAAAGAAUACAUAUGGAAUUAUGUUUUAAACAAAAAAUGUUAAUCUUCAGUAUUCAUCUACCAUGUAGAAAAUUACACAAAUGAAUAAAAAGCAUUGAAAGCAUUGAAUGAGAAGAUGAGUCCAAACUUUUGACUGGUUGUGUAUGUAGGGCUCUUGGUUAUUUCUUUCUCGUGGCCCUUCAAGCACUUCGGUCAUACUGGCCUGCAGUGUGAUCAGGAAGCUGUUAGUUUGUGUUUACAUGCAACCACAGGUGUUUAUCGGAAACAAUAGCUGUGUUUCUGUAGCGUAUAUUUAUGCACAUUUUAAUGUAUCAUAUUCGAAAAGGUUCACUUAAACAACGCUUGCUUAGAGUGAUUUUUGACAAAGACACUAACACACUUCACAGGAGAUGGAAGCUCCUUUUUUGAAUCAGUUCAGACACAGCAAACACUUAAUUUACAUGACUGAUGUUAUGUUUCUCAAGUCUCCAGACAGCAUUUAACAGCCAAUAUAAACUGAGAUGAAAGAAUUGCAACUUGCCCAAUUUAACAAAAUUCCAGAAGAAUUCUCUCCAUUUGUCUGUGGUGGAUGACUGAAGUGACAGGUUUUGUUUGUUUCUUCUUUAAGGUAUUUUAGUGGUUGGUAAAUGGAGCCUAUACCGCCACUGUUGAUGACACUACACAGCCAAGUUUAUUCACCUCAAAGCACUUAAUGGAAACAAGUCUAAAUUGCUUCAAAUUUGCACAACAAUUCUGUGGAAACACCGCAAAUGAAAUAUGUAAAAGAACUUCUACAAAAGUCGUGCAAAAGUUACACCCAAUAUCAACCAGUUGAGCUGUAUGUAUGAUGUGGAUAAGAAAUGAUGUGUUGAUGCAGUUAGAAAUGCAUGCAGAACAUGCAUGUACCUGCUGUUGGAUCCUCCAGACUGGGGCAUUUAAUGCUUUUUAAUGGGAAUAAAAUGUAAAGAGAUGAAAGGAAAUGAGGGGAGAGGGAUGGGACAAACAUGAUGCAAAAAGGUUGUGAUUUAUGGUCAGGCCUUGCUUUGUUAUAAUCCCACAUUCUUAAAUAAUAAUAAAUCUGACCAACACGUUAAAAGGUCACCUUAUUUUUGCCCCUCCUGCCAUCUCAAGCUUACUGUCAGAAAGAUACAAAUUGCCCUUUUAUCUGCAAAGGAAAAGCUCCACACAACGGCAUUGCUUUCCUUAACCUGGGACAUUAUCAUCAUCCAUUAUCUGUUGUAUCUGUUCGGAUCUGAUCGCAUUGGGGCAGAACUGAGAUAACAAGAUUGCUUAUUAAUACCAGAUGUAGACACCAAAGGCCCUUAUCAAAUGUCAUUAUCGAGAUAACACAUCGAGGUGCCAAUUCUGGGAUAGCAUGAUAAUUCCACAUGUUAAGGGGCUCUUGGAUUCAGUCUGAAGGAAAAGAAAAUCUCUGUAAGAAGUUAAUCUGACAAAGAGUAGAGAACAUAGGGCUGAGAGAACAAACCGUUCUCUACCUGUUCAUUGGUGCCUAGGUUGGGUCACACUGCAACCGUCGGUGCUGAAUUGAGGCAUUAAGACAGAACCUGAGUGAAGUCUGAUUUUAGUAUAUUAUUAGACAUGUUUUUUGUACAGUUUUGUUAGCGUGUGGAUGAGAGAGAGAUGGCCGUGUGUGUGCCUGGGAACAGAAGAUUACAUUCAUUAAUUUUGCUCAUUUUUAUUCAGAAGAUGCUCCUUUUUCCUUUUCUCUCAAUAAGGCUCUCACGGCUCUCGAAUACAAAGCUGAAAUGCAGAGAAACAGUCAAAGCAACUGCUUGAUUUUUCCUUUCAUUUGCCAGUUUUCUCCUAUACAUUUAAACUGCUUCCAAAUGAUUCUUUGGUGGCGUUUUCAAAAUGAUUUACUAAAAUAUGACAUUGAUUUCUUAUGUCUGUGUCAUAAGAGGACACGAAGUUAUCUGAGGAACAAUUUGGAUCUGCUGCUCUCUUCACACAGCCCUGUUCUUGGCACUCAUUUUCUUUUUGCUUUAAUGUUACGAGACGCUCCACCUAAACUGAAAAAUGUAAUGUGGCAUUUGUGAAGCAAUGCAAAAAGUUUGUACAUAGCAACAACCAACGAGAAGAAAACCCGCAGUGAGUCUGUCAUUUCUUUAAGUUAUCCCUGUUAUUUUAAAACAGAAGUUUAAUGGUGUUCGAUAUUUUGAAAUAUGCAAAUGUAUAAAAUAUCAUUGGCCUGGGAGUUGCUUUUGUUAAUGUCUUUGUUUUCUAAUGGAAAGAUGAUCUUAUCUAUUUGUGUUUUGUGGGUGUUAUGGAAAGUCAACUUUUUUAGAUGAUGGUUUGUUAAAUGCUUGUAUUUAUCAGAACAGUUUGUUACACAUUUUGCAGUUAUAAAUAAUUUGCAAUACA
Molecule: messenger RNA, 5603 nt
Organism: Amphiprion ocellaris (clown anemonefish)
Lineage: Eukaryota; Metazoa; Chordata; Actinopteri; Pomacentridae
Gene: phc2b
Product: polyhomeotic homolog 2b (Drosophila)
Exons: 15
Coding region: 126-2918 (930 amino acids)
Cellular component (GO): PRC1 complex; nucleus
Molecular function (GO): zinc ion binding; protein binding
Source: RefSeq, a predicted model, not a curated record